Messenger RNA from Bactrocera dorsalis (oriental fruit fly), 1631 nucleotides. RefSeq names its product DCN1-like protein (gene SCCRO). Gene Ontology annotation, molecular function: ubiquitin-like protein binding; cullin family protein binding; ubiquitin conjugating enzyme binding. Gene Ontology annotation, cellular component: ubiquitin ligase complex. The record is from RefSeq and is a predicted model, not a curated record. NCBI's taxonomy places the organism in Eukaryota, Metazoa, Arthropoda, Insecta, Diptera, Tephritidae. The transcript is spliced from 3 exons. Bases 191 to 1105 code for a protein of 304 amino acids. Gene Ontology annotation, biological process: protein neddylation; positive regulation of ubiquitin-protein transferase activity.
CAUACAUCUGGUAGCACACGUUGAACGUUCUCUGCGAAAGGCAGCGCAAAACGAAACGUAAAAAUAGCAAACGAAAGAAAGUCGAAAUAAAGAAGGCGAGGAAAAUUAAUUUUUUUGGUGAAGACAAUUUUGAAACGUCGGAACAGUAAAUUUUCCCACGACACACUUUCAAACAAUAGGUAGCAUCGAGAUGAAUAAAUUGAAGUCCACACAAAAAGAUAAAGUAAAACGAUUCAUAUCGCUAACACAGACGGGCGAACAAACGGCUAUAUACUGCCUCCAACAAAAUGAUUGGAAGUUGGAGUUAGCUAGCGACAAUUAUUUUCAAAAUCCAGAAUAUUAUUAUCGCGAGCUGGAUCGCAAACGUAUUGAACAGCUCUUCCUGCGUUACCGCGAUCCAUGUGAACCCCAGAAAAUUACCGCGGAUGGAGUUAUACGUUUCUUAGAUGAUCUCGCUUUAAGUCCUGAAUCUAAAUUGGUUCUAAUAAUUGCCUGGAAAUUUCGCGCUGAAGUGCAAUGUGAAUUCAAACAUGAUGAAUUUGUGAAUGGUAUGGCAGAUCUCGGUGUGGACAGUGUAGAUAAGCUCAAAGCUAAAUUGCCUCAACUGGAAAUGGAGUUAAAUGAUAUAGCCAAAUUUAAGGACUUCUAUCAGUUUACUUUCAACUAUGCAAAGGAUCCAGGUCAGAAGGGAAUUGACUUAAAUAUGGCCAUUGUCUACUGGAAGAUUGUGCUCAGUAGCCGAUUUAAAUUCUUGGAUCUGUGGUGUAGGUUUUUAGAGGAGAAGCAUAAACGUUCCAUACCUAAAGACACCUGGAAUUUACUGCUGGAUUUCGCCACACACAUUGAUGACAAUAUGAGUAACUAUGAUUCAGAAGGAGCAUGGCCGGUGCUAAUUGACGAUUUCGUUGAGUGGUGUCAUGAGAAUCAUUUAAUGGCCACGCAGCCACAUCAACCACAACAGCAGCAUCAUCAGCUACUUCAACAACAGCUUGCUAACUAUCAGCCUCAAAUACAGUCUAUGCAGGUACAGCAACAACAACAGCAGCGAAAUAUAUCGAGCAGUUAUCAGCCGACCUCGCAUAGUGCAAACAUUAAUUAUGGCUAACGUUUAUUUAAUAUCUUAAUUAUUUUAAUAAUAAAUUUGCUUUUAUUCUUAUUAUUAUAAAUAAUUAUAGUAUAAACAUUGAAUUAGUGAACGCUUCUUUCAAAACCUACAAUCCCACAACUAAUACAAACACACAGUUAAUAAAACCAUAAACACCACAAACAUACACUUAUUUCAAGUCGCAGCACUUUCUCGGAUCUGGAUACUGAAUCUCUCAGCUAAAGUAGCUCAGAGUGCAUACUCGAAAUUAUAUUUACAACUAAAUUAAUAAUGUAAUGUACGAAAUUGUUAAUGUAGAAUAUUUAGUUUAAAUACCUUUCAAAAGCAAGCUUGUUUGAAUGAGGAUACAAAAUAAAAACCUUUCCGACCUAAAGAAAGAUAUUACAUGCAUAUAUACUAAUACUACAUCAGAUUAUUAACUAAAAUAAUAAAAUUUGAAAAAUAAUAUAAGAAAUUGAAGCAUAAACUAAUUAGAGAUUGUAAAAAUGAAAUUUAAAAAUAAAGUUCUUUAAUAUGUAAAAGCUAA